AUGCGUGCGCGAUAUCUGACCGUAUCUCACGAGCUGCAGCAAGGUCGGCGCAAGCCUGCUAGCCGCUACGAGCAACAUCGCCGGAGCAAGCCGGUGCUGGAGGCGCUACGGGACGGGGCGGCAGACAAGAAGAGGAUCGAGCAUUCGCUGCAAGAGACGUUCAGCUGUCAGCAGCCGUCGUACAUUAAGGACCUGUUCAACCUAACCCUUCUGUCAGGGUUUACUGACAAGCAGUUGAUGCAGCAGCUGGUGCACACAAUCUGGAGUGCUAUCGAGAAGCACUAUGACCUCAACGUCGCGUCCGGUGAGCUAGAGUUGGUGCAGAAAUUUGAGAAAAUCGCUGCCUCUGAUUUCACGAGUGUAUCGCACCUAUUCCGACAGAUCAAGGCUGCAAGAGACCAGGUUAACCGGAACAGCGUGGAUGUGCUAGAGAUCGGCCUGAUUUUGCAGCAGCUGAUGCUGAUCAACGUACUGGCGGUACCGCCGGGACAACUGUGGGGAAUGGGUGUGUCGUUCACGAAAAACGACUCUACGCUGGACAAAGUCGAGUCCAAGCUGAAUGCAAUUUUCGGGAACAAGACCAAGGCUCAGAUCACGGCUUUGGUCAAGGCAGCCAAGUCAUCGCAAGCGACAGGAACGGCUCUAGGCAAAAGAAAGGCUAGGACGGACCCGGAGCGAGACAUGCACUACAAUCUGAGUGACAGAUCGCGCUGCUAUUGCGGCGCCAUGCUCGACGCACAAGCGGACGAAUCAGCGAUCGAUGUCGGCGUCAACGAUGGACGCAUCUACGAAGUUAAAAGAGAAGAAGAGGCAGUGUCGCCUGAUGAACAGCAGAUUGUUGAGGAGAUAAGUCUCCAGAAGAUGCGCCUGGAGGACUUGGUACCGAUGUUGUAUCUUUCCCUGCUAGAUGAGGGAACGUUUCUAGCCAGUGAAUCAUGGGUGCUGGAUUCUUGA
This is a messenger RNA of Phytophthora nicotianae INRA-310, 954 nucleotides long. RefSeq lists its product as hypothetical. The record is from RefSeq and is a predicted model, not a curated record. Lineage: Eukaryota; Oomycota; Peronosporomycetes; Peronosporales; Peronosporaceae. Bases 1 to 954 code for a protein of 317 amino acids. The transcript is spliced from 4 exons.